AUGAACGCAGAUACGUGCGUCUCAUACUGCGAUAUGACCUCCAUGGAUUCAUAUUAUUCGCCAACAUCAGGGCAAGGAAGAGUCCAACAGGCCAGUCCUUACAGGACGUUCCAGCCGAGCGACUCCAAAUACAGUCCCACUUUCCUCCCCGCCAAAGGUCAAUCUUACGGGGACAAGCCGCGGAGUCCUUUCCACCCAGAUUGUCCGUCACUGGAUGAUAGCACACCCGAGAGCGCCUACAGCAAGUACCAUCUUUUCAUGCAGAGACCCACAUGUAAAACUCCUACUGAAGACAGCAAACUGGAGGACGGCGCGCUCAUCUCAUGCUAUGGUGUGGUUUCAGAAUCGCCGGGCAAAUGGAGAAAAAGAGAACGCUUUGGUCAGAUGCAGCAGGUUCGGACACACUUCUCAACAGCAUACGAGCUUCCUCUCCUUACACGACCAGAAAAUUAUGCACAGAUUCAGAACCCAUCAUGGUUAAGUGGCAGCAAUGCAGCCUCACCAGUACCUGGCUGUGUGGUACCUUGUGAUACUGUAGCUUCCUGCAUGACCCCUCACCCUCACUCUGCUAGUGGUAUGUCUGAUUUCCUUGGUAUGCCAAGUCCAGGUGGGAACAUGGGACAGACACACAUGGGCAGUCUUUUUGGCAACUCUGGAGUGGGUGGAACCAUUAAUGGAUUUGAUCUCAGCAUCGAACCAGAUCGCAAAUCCUCCAGCAUCGCCAGCCUGCGUAUGAAAGCAAAGGAGCACAGUGCUGCAAUCACAUGGGCCACAUGAUGCCUUCAUCUGGGACACAGAAGACCAGACAACCUCAGCCCUAAGCUGUCAGCACUAAUGAGGUGAACGUUUAUGCCAUCUGGAGCCAAUAUGAACAUGAGAAAUGGAGGCUAGAAGCUUUAAAACAUUUGUAGGAGAUUUAAUAUUGA
This is a messenger RNA of Onychostoma macrolepis, 926 nucleotides long. RefSeq names its product ALX homeobox 4b (gene alx4b). Gene Ontology annotation, biological process: regulation of transcription by RNA polymerase II. Gene Ontology annotation, molecular function: DNA-binding transcription activator activity, RNA polymerase II-specific; RNA polymerase II transcription regulatory region sequence-specific DNA binding. NCBI's taxonomy places the organism in Eukaryota, Metazoa, Chordata, Actinopteri, Cypriniformes, Cyprinidae. The record is from RefSeq and is a predicted model, not a curated record.